This is a messenger RNA of Pseudopipra pipra, 1095 nucleotides long. RefSeq names its product phospholipase A2-like. Lineage: Eukaryota; Metazoa; Chordata; Aves; Passeriformes; Pipridae. Gene Ontology annotation, biological process: phospholipid metabolic process; arachidonate secretion; lipid catabolic process. Gene Ontology annotation, molecular function: phospholipid binding; calcium ion binding. Bases 212 to 691 code for a protein of 159 amino acids. The record is from RefSeq and is a predicted model, not a curated record. The transcript is spliced from 4 exons.
ACUGGACCCGAGCUGGGGCUCAGGGACAUCGCAGAAGAGGGUGUUUCUCUUCAGACGGGCGCAGAGCCAUGUAUAUAUAAACCCUGGAGCAGCAGCCCGGGAAGAUUGUUUAGCACAACCACACCUCGGCUCACUUGGCAGCACGGCGAGGCGCUGCCGGGAGUGCCGGCGGCUGAACCCCGAAGUACACGAGCGUGGAAGUGAUCUGCCCAUGGGCUCCCGCUGGCUGCUCAUACUGAUGCUGCUUCAGGCAGUUUGGGAAGGUGCUCUGGGAAAAUCGCAUUCACUGCACACUCGAGGAAUCAUUGAGUUGGCUGGAGCUAUAUCAUGUGGCACGGGACGGUCUCCCUUGGCAUAUAUUGGCUAUGGAUGCUACUGUGGACUGGGAGGACGAGGCUGGCCUAAAGAUAAAACAGACUGGUGCUGCCACAUGCACGACUGCUGCUACGACAAGGCAGAGAAGGCAGGCUGCAGCCCCAAGGUGCAGCGCUACCGGUGGGCGUGUGAGCAGAACACCGUGCAGUGCGGUAACCUGACAGACCAGUGUGAAAAAAUGGUGUGCCUGUGUGACCAAGAAGCAGCCAAAUGUUGGGGAGCAGCCCCAUACAACCCACACUUCAUCCUCUGGCCAGAUUUUUUAUGUGGACGGACUCAUCCCACCUGCCAUGUCAGAAAUGGGGGGCCAGAAUAGUCUUUUUAGGACCUUUCUUCUAACCCUUUGAAUACAAAGGUGCUGCAAUAAAAUUCUUCCUCCUUUACCAGAGCUAACAAUGGUGUGAGAGAAUUUCUAUCAGGCCAGGGUUUAUGGGGAGGAGAGACAGACCAGGCAGGCGCAGUGGUGGAGUUGCCCUCUAUGUGAGGCAACACAUGGAAUGUAUCGAGCUCUGUCUUGGGGUGGACAACGAGCAAGUUGAGAGCUUAUGGGUUAGGGUAAAGGGGCAGACUAGUAAGGGUGACAUCAUUGUGGGGGUUUGCUCCUGGUCAGGAGGAAGAAGUGGAUGAGGCCUUCUACAGGCAGCUUGAAGCAGCCUCAGUCACAGACCCUGGUUCUGGUGGGGGACUUUAACUACCCUGACAUCUGCUGGAGAAGCAACA